UCUUUCAAACUCCGAAUCCGCCGCCCUAUAUAUAAACCCAAACACCAUUCCCCCUCUCCUCCGAUCUCCACCGCACCCUAAAAAAUCCCCAAAUCGCUCCCCCACACUCCCCUUCCAUGGCGGCGCUCCACCGCCUCCUCCGAUCCUCCGCCGCCGUCGCCGCCGCAGCGAGGAGGGGGCUCUGCACCGUGGAGUCGGAGCCCGGCGCGCGCUUCCCGGCGGGGCUGGCGCGGCGCGCGGCGGCGGAGCCGCCCCCGGCGAGGAGGGGGAGCGAGGAUCGGAGCGUGCAGUGGGUGUUCUUAGGGUGCCCUGGGGUCGGGAAGGGCACCUACGCGAGCCGCCUCUCCCAGCUCCUCGGCGUCCCCCACAUCGCCACGGGCGAUCUCGUCCGCGAGGAGCUCGCCUCCUCGGGCCCCCUCUCCCGACAGCUUGCUGAAAUUGUUAAUCAAGGCAAAUUGGUAUCUGAUGAAAUUAUCAUAAAUCUGUUAUCUAAACGCCUUGAACAAGGAGAAGCAAAGGGUGAAUCAGGAUUCAUUCUUGAUGGGUUUCCACGUACUGUGAGACAAGCGGAAAUCCUGGACGGAGUGACGGACAUAGAUCUAGUGAUCAAUCUAAAGCUGAGGGAAGACGUGUUAGUUGAGAAGUGCCUAGGGAGAAGGAUUUGCAGCCAAUGUGGGGGGAACUUCAAUCUCGCCUCCAUCGAUGUCAAGGGUGAAAAUGGGCAGCCUGGUAUAAAUAUGGCACCUCUCCUGCCUCCUGCGCACUGCAUGUCAAAGCUUAUUACACGAGCUGAUGAUACUGAAGAGGUGGUCAAGGAAAGGCUGCGCAUAUACGAUGAGAAGAGCCAGCCCGUUGAGGAGUUCUACCGUGGCCAAGGGAAGCUUCUUGAGUUCGAUUUACCUGGGGGAAUCCCGGAAUCUUGGCCGAAGCUGCUUCAGGUUCUCAACCUAGAAGACCAUGAUCACAAGCAGCUGGCUGCGGCAUGAUAUUACGAGUUCAAGGAGGUGAAUCCACUUGUUUCCGACAGAAACACAGCUAAAUUUACAACUUCUUAUUCUUUUAAUAAAUUGCACCCUCAUUCCACUAAUCCUGGGGGCGGUAAUUGCCCAAGUAUUGAGCUUCUUCUUUUUACGAUUUUGCCUAAUAGGUUUCAGUUGUAUCAUUUGAUUGAUAACCGCGAGAUACGAUAUGUGUAAGUAGUAAUUUUGAUCUUGAGGGAUGAGUUUGUAUUCUUUUUUGACGGGCAAGAACGUCAUUUUAUUUGGGUGCACCUUUGACUCACCGUUACUAUCAUCUUUUCCUUUAGUUUA
This is a messenger RNA of Ananas comosus (pineapple), 1310 nucleotides long. Its product is annotated as probable adenylate kinase 1, chloroplastic. Gene Ontology annotation, molecular function: AMP kinase activity; ATP binding. The coding region runs from base 117 to 986 and encodes 289 amino acids. Gene Ontology annotation, biological process: nucleobase-containing compound metabolic process. Gene Ontology annotation, cellular component: cytoplasm; mitochondrion. The transcript has 4 exons. Lineage: Eukaryota; Viridiplantae; Streptophyta; Magnoliopsida; Poales; Bromeliaceae. The record is from RefSeq and is a predicted model, not a curated record.